AGCCUUCUGGAAAACAAGUCUGGUGUUGACUGUGAUACGCUCAGAUUGUGAACAUUUCUUCCUCAGUCGGUAACAAGUGAAACAAGUGGGCUUUGGUUUUUGCUUUCGGGGACUUUUCUGAAUCGGAUCACUUCAGAAAUUGUGAAUCCUGCAGAGAUGACGCUGCACUUUUAGUGUUGUUUUGGUUCUUGUUAAAUCAUCAUUUCCUAUAAAAACUAAUGUAAUGAAAGCUUUUUUUCUUCAGGCCAGACUACGAGCACCGAGCGCUGCAGCAGCAACAACAACAAGCAGAAGCCGGCUGAGGUUUUGUCGCUCUGCAGGCUUCAUUAGAAAGCAGCUGUGCAUCGACUUGAAGCUUCCUUCUGCCUUCACAGUGUGUGAUUGUGAAACAAGAAGGUGUGAAGAGAGGAGGGCAGCGAGUCUUCACAUAUGAGGAACCAUGCAGAUCCCGUCACAUAUGCAGCUAGCCGGUCCUGCCUGGUGUUUCCCUACCUGCAUGGUGGCCGGGGGGCUGUUACGGUGGUCCUCGGUGCCAUUGGGCUGCCUCUCGUCCCACAGAACAGUUGCACCACCUUCAAAAGGAUCAAACACGUUGGAAUGAACAAAACUGAAGCACUCAUGCACGUCCCCACGGUCAGAUAAAGAGGGCUGGGCUUCUCCUUUAACCGGCCGAGCCUUCAGACGUCUGACCUCAGACCUCGGCUCUGGUCGGCCUCGGAGGUUGUGUCAUCGCCCACCAUGAUCCUCUACCUGCCCUUCGCCGCUCUCAUCCUCGUGUCUCGCGUCGCAUGUGACGCUUCAGGUAUUGUGGAUUUACAAGCGCUCAACGUCACAGAGAGGAAUCAAACAUUCACGUUGUCCCAAGACGUCAACAAUACAACAAAACCAAACAACGCGACGUCCAGUUUGUUUGCAGACAACAAGACUCGGAUUGAGGAUGAGCUGGAACGCAACGGGACGUCUGCAAUCACAGAGGAGGACGAGGGUUUCCAGGAGCAGGAAAAUGAGUUCCCAAGCCGACACUGUGAUCAGUACCAGCUGGUCCAUUUCAGUCACAACUAUUGUGGAGAAAAUUUUCACCAGGAAAUGAAGGCAAUCAGCAGCGAAGAGUGGUGCAUCCUGGAGAACGUCAUCAGCCCGUACAAUGACUUGACAGUAUGCUUGGAACACGUGUCUUUUCUCGUCGGCUGCUACUUCCCGAACCGCGACAUCCAGGACUUCUUCCUCUACAUCCACUCCAGCUACUUCCAGAACUGCAGCAGAGGUGGAGGAGGAGGAGGAGAGGAGUUCCCGGAGGACGCUCCCCAUGGCCUGGUGGUCGUCCUCACCGUCGUCCCCGUCAGCUUCGUGCCCGUCCUCGUCUAUCUGCUGGUGUGGAAGAGUAAAGGCCGGGUUUAGUCGCCGACCUCAGCGCCGAACACGUAGAUCAGAAUAUUGUCUCAGGAGGUUAAAACAUUUCUACACGUCUUAGUGACACGAGCACAGGUUUAGUGUGAGAACAUUAAAUAGAACUUUGUACCUGUUU
Molecule: messenger RNA, 1525 nt
Organism: Stegastes partitus (bicolor damselfish)
Lineage: Eukaryota; Metazoa; Chordata; Actinopteri; Pomacentridae
Product: receptor activity-modifying protein 1
Exons: 7
Coding region: 739-1398 (219 amino acids)
Biological process (GO): calcium ion transport; receptor internalization; cellular response to hormone stimulus
Cellular component (GO): membrane; cell surface; signaling receptor complex
Molecular function (GO): coreceptor activity
Source: RefSeq, a predicted model, not a curated record